Messenger RNA from Cylicostephanus goldi, 212 nucleotides. The record is from the annotation of a GenBank genome assembly. Lineage: Eukaryota; Metazoa; Nematoda; Chromadorea; Rhabditida; Strongylidae.
AUGAAAGAAAUAAAAGAAUUUGGAUCUUGGUCAGAGCAGACAAGCUCUUCAGGAAGAAAGUACUUCUAUAAUCGUGAUACGGAGGUGUCGCAAUGGGAAAAACCAAAAGAAUGGAGAGAAUAUGAGCAACGACUAGCUGAACAAGAACGAUUGGCUGCGGAGCAAGAGCGGCUGCAACAACAGGUAGGACACAACUUCUUGUUAUCGUGAUA